Messenger RNA from Merops nubicus (carmine bee-eater), 739 nucleotides. RefSeq names its product unconventional SNARE in the ER 1 homolog (S. cerevisiae) (gene USE1). The transcript is spliced from 7 exons. The record is from RefSeq and is a predicted model, not a curated record. Gene Ontology annotation, biological process: retrograde vesicle-mediated transport, Golgi to endoplasmic reticulum. Gene Ontology annotation, cellular component: SNARE complex; endoplasmic reticulum. Bases 19 to 675 code for a protein of 218 amino acids. Gene Ontology annotation, molecular function: SNAP receptor activity. Lineage: Eukaryota; Metazoa; Chordata; Aves; Coraciiformes; Meropidae.
GUGGCCGCUCUGGAAGACAUGCUCCGAGAGCUGCAGAAGCAGGCGAGCAAGCCAGCCCCAGAACUGCUGAAUGAAUACUCUCGCAAAGUAGACUUCCUGAAGGGACUUUUAGAAGCUGAAAAAUUGCCUUCAUCAACUGAAAAGGCUCUGGCAAAUCAGUUCCUGGCCCCUGGGCGUACCCCUACAACCACCAAAGAGAGAACCCCAGCUACUAAAACAGUUCAUCUGCAGACAAAGGCUCGUUGCACAGGCAAGAUGAGGAGUGAGCUGCUUGGUACAGAUCCCCUGGCUGUCGAUGAUUCUGAUGAGUUGGGCAUAAGGAAGCGGAAAGGCCUCGUGUCUGAUGAGAAGCAGUCGGCCGUGGAGCUGGAUGCUGUGCUACAGCACCACCAGGGCAUGCAGGAGAAGCUGGCUGAAGAAAUGCUCAGUUUGGCUCGCAGUCUCAAAAACAACACUCUGGCUGCACAGAACGUGAUAAAACAAGAUAACCAGACACUAUCACACUCUCUCAGGAUGGCUGACCAGAACUUUGAGAAGCUGAAGGAUGAGUCUGACCGCCUUGAGCAGCACGCAAAGAAAUCUGUCAACUGGCUCUUAUGGAUCAUGUUAAUUGUCGUUUGUUUUAUAUUCAUCAGCAUGAUUCUCUUCAUCAGAAUUUUCCCCAAACUAAAAUGAUUAUUUUUGUUUAAAACUGCCAGAAGUACAGUUGGAAGGCUCAGCUGUAUGAUAACUGUCAGCA